AUGGCAACCAAAGCCAUCUUCUUCUUCUUAGUCUCCGCCGUGUGCCUGUCGUCCCUCGCCGGCGUUGAACACGCCGACGCCGAUGACUUUGACCGUUUCCAGAUUCAGGGAUCGGUCUACUGCGACACGUGUCGUGUCCAAUUCAUCACCCGUCUCAGCAAAUUCCUUGAAGGAGCCAAAGUGAAGCUAGAGUGCAGGAGCAGAACCAACCAAACCGUGACGCUGACGAAAGAGGCCGUGACGGACAAGUCAGGAAGCUACAAGAUGGAAGUGACCGGUGACCACGAGGAGGAAGUCUGCGAGCUCGUGUUGGUCCAGUCACCGGACAGUGGCUGCAGUGACAUCAGCACAGAGGCUUACCUACGUAACGCCGCCAAGAUCAGCCUUACGGCGAACGACGGAAUCGUCUCUAACGAAGUACGUAUCGUUAACCCUCUCGGUUUCAUGGUUAAGACGCCGUUGGCCGAAUGUCCCGCCGCUUUUAAGGAGCUCGGGAUCGUUCCUGACGUCACCUUCUAA
Messenger RNA from Microthlaspi erraticum, 519 nucleotides. The record is from the annotation of a GenBank genome assembly. NCBI's taxonomy places the organism in Eukaryota, Viridiplantae, Streptophyta, Magnoliopsida, Brassicales, Brassicaceae.